AUUCGACGAAAUUUAGUAGAAUCAUUGCUUUCACUAACCAUUUACUAAUAGGCCGAUUGGAAUAGAAGAAAAGAGCAAGCUUUUCCUUCAAAAAUUAAUGGCUAUGAGUAGUUUAAGUCGUCUUAUACUUCUGUUAUUGCAAUUUGUGGCAAUUACAUCUGCGUAGCUUGAGUUACUAUGUUGCUCACUUGGUUGUAUUUUAUAAGCAUAUAGGUUUGCGAUGGCCAAAGGCCUAUUCUUUUUUUCUUCUUCUUUACAUGAGGUUCAUGUCUGUGAUCUUACCGACAUAAAGAUGCAUUCUUUUCUUUUUAUCUAGAAAUUCGGGUUAUCUGAUUUUGCUUUGUUGCCACUAAAAAUCACUUUUCCAUUUAAACAGUACGCAAUGGUGGUGCCAUUGAGUUGAUUUUCUGUAUUCUUUUAUUUCCUUUCUCAAAGAUAUGUGGUGAUGACCAAUGAAGAAACAUAUAUGGUGAAACUCCGUGGCUCCUCUUGUCUAAGAUAGAAUUGAUAAUAAGUCAUACAGCCUUCUGCUGUUCGAAGUAGCCUAAAAACUGCUGAUGUUGGUGAUUCUACCUUCAGCUAUUGCAAACAAUACAUGGAACUGCAGAACGAUUAUCAUCAUUAUUCUGCUGCUAAUGGGAGAACAAUUUCUCAAGGUAGUCCCGGAAGAUGCAUUACGUUUCUUUUCUUCUGGGUUGCUGGUCGAUCUUUGGCAAUUUAUUUCCAUUGCUAAUAUCAGAUGUUUGUUGCUUCAAGUGUUGUCACGAUCCUGGGCCUAUUUCAGGGAUGACAUGCCCUACCAAAGACUUUUCAUAUCGAGGAAUUCAAAUCGAGACUUCUGGUUAAAGAAGGAACAACCCGAUCUUACUUAAAGAAGUUAAGUGUGAUGUAUUAAUUGAGAUUUCUUGCUUCUAAAUGAAAACUUGGCAUUAUCUUUGUUUUCAUUCAUAAAAAGUUAGAAAUCAUUUUAGUCAUUAGAAAGUGUGGUGAACGAGUUUUUGAAAUACUUAUUGGACAUGAAAAUAUUGUCAAUAAUACACAGAGGUGACAGUUCUGAAGUAAGAUUGUAGAGCUAAUUAGUCUACUUUUAUUAGUAUGUGCAAAACAACACGUCCAUACAUUACUAAUUACGGCUUUCUUCACCCCAAUUUAUAUAAAUUUAA
Molecule: messenger RNA, 1163 nt
Organism: Solanum dulcamara
Lineage: Eukaryota; Viridiplantae; Streptophyta; Magnoliopsida; Solanales; Solanaceae
Exons: 3
Coding region: 558-872 (104 amino acids)
Source: RefSeq, a predicted model, not a curated record